Messenger RNA from Hydractinia symbiolongicarpus, 648 nucleotides. RefSeq lists its product as uncharacterized. NCBI's taxonomy places the organism in Eukaryota, Metazoa, Cnidaria, Hydrozoa, Anthoathecata, Hydractiniidae. The record is from RefSeq and is a predicted model, not a curated record. The transcript has 5 exons. The coding region runs from base 81 to 632 and encodes 183 amino acids.
ACAUUUUAGAUAUUACUGAGCCUGGAUUUUUCAAACAAUGGCCGCCUAAACAGGAACAUGAAGUUGCGGCGAAAGACACGAUGGUUGCAAAAGAAAAUUCUAUUGACAUUGAACAAUCUGACUUGAGUGACAAUGUUGUACAAUCUGAAAAUGAUGACGAUGCAAGUAAGGUUGACGGCCAAACAUUGAAUAAGAAGAAGAAUCUAAAAAGGGGAUAUGUUUCGGCAAGAGAUGCAUGGAAUUACGCCCGUGCUCAAAAGCGACGAUAUGUACCGGAAAAGGACUGUGUACCAGAUGAAGAAUCGUCUGAUGAAGAAGACUUGGACUGGUAUAAUGCAGGAAACACCUUUGACGAGAAUGCUUCGUUUAAAAAUGAAGGGAUGAUGCGAAAAGCUGAAAUGGCAGCAGAAAGAGGAUUUUCGGUGGUAAAAAAACAAAGAAAAACACAAGAAAAUUUUAAAAAACGUUUUAAAAAAAUCAAAUCGUCUGUUACUAAAUUGAGACUGCAAAGAAGUGUUGAGAAAAAGGAAAAAAAGGUUAAAGAUUUAAUGAAGGAAUUUUUGGGUGGUAUCGACGUGGUGGAGGAAAGUCACUUGUGGCGAGCGGAGAAGUUAUGUGUACAAAUGUCCUGAAUGUAAAAUAUUUAUA